UUUCCCGCGUGACAAGCGAGCUUUUCAAAACGAUUUUGAACUUGCAGCUGGUUAACGUUUUAACGAGAGUUCUUGUGUUACUUGCUGUUCCUGACCUGAAAUAUUAGAUGGGUUCUGUAACGUGUCGUUGAAUUCAUGUUGUGUAAUCAAACUAGGGCCCACAUUCUUCCAAACUGAUGUCUUGGUUGCAGACAAUCUCUAAUCCUCAGUAUGUCAUCCCAUGGAAGUGGUAGUUGAGUCACCCAGAUAGAAUGACACAGGGAGCCAUGUUCAUGACUGCUAUGACUGCUGUUUCUCUUAACUGUCUUUAAACAUGUUUCAUAUGGAAAAAUGGGGAGUAGAGAAGAAUUUUCAACCUCUGAAAGAGAAGAAUACAUCUGUAUCUUUGAGAGCUACAGUAAGGAGCAGCACAAAGGAGAGAUUGAGACUAUACUCCUCAAAGAAGAUGACAGUCAACAUUAUAGUAUUCAGAUUGAUGCUAUGACAUUGUUUGAGACUAAUAUGGAGGUGAGUGAUCUGAUCCUGAACAGUCCACUCAUCACAUUGCCAUUACUAGACAUAGCUCUUACCAGGAUAGCAAUGGAUGUUUUCAGGAACCAUCUAGAAAAAGAUAACAUGACUAUGAAGACAAACAUCCAUGGAAGGUUGUCCGGGUUACCAGCUUGUCCUGAACUUGUCAGGGAACAACUCCCAAGAAACACUGAUAUUGGCAGGUUUCUCUCAAUCUCAGGAACUGUGAUCCGCACAACACUGGUCAAGAUGCUAGAGUUUGAGAAAGAUUUCCUGUGCUCUAAAUGCAAGCAUGUCUUCAGUGUAGAGGCUAAUAUUGAAAGGUAUUAUAAUGAGUGCAAGCCAGACCGAUGUCCCAAUCCCGAGGGCUGCAAUUCUACCAAGUUCUCUUGCCUAUCAGGAAUGGAUAGUGAAGGGGUGCCCUCUAGCUGCCGAGAUUACCAAGAGAUCAAGAUCCAGGAACAGGUUCAUAAACUCACCAUGGGAACUAUUCCAAGGUCAAUGUGGGUUGUAUUGGAAGAUGACUUGGUGGAUUCUUGUAAAGCUGGUGAUGACAUCACAGUAACAGGUACAGUGAUGAGGAGAUGGCAAGCUACGUAUGUUGAUUCUAAAUGUGAAAUUGAGUUAGCUCUCAAGGCUAAUCAUAUCUCAGUGAAGAAUGAACAGAGAGAGGUUCUUACAGUUACAGAAGAAAUGAGACAAGAGUUUGAAGAAUUCUGGGACAAUCACAGGUUCCAUCCAUUAUCGGGACGUAAUAUAAUCUUAGCCAGUCUAUGCCCUCAGGUUUAUGGGCUUUAUGUGGUCAAGCUGGCAGUAGGGAUGGUACUUGUUGGGGGUGUAGCUCGACGUGAUGCUACUGGUAUAAGAACACGAGGAGAAUCCCAUCUUCUUCUGGUUGGAGAUCCAGGUACUGGGAAAUCUCAGUUCUUGAAGUAUGCUGCAAAGGUAGUUCCUCGAUCAGUAUUAACCACUGGUAUAGGAUCAACAAGUGCUGGUCUGACGGUUACUGCAGUUAGAGAUUCUGGAGAGUGGACAUUGGAGGCAGGGGCUCUUGUCUUGGCUGAUGGUGGUUUAUGCUGUAUUGAUGAGUUUAACAGCAUCAGAGAGCAUGACAGAGGUAGUAUACAUGAGGCCAUGGAGCAACAGACAAUCAGUGUCGCUAAGGCUGGAUUGGUUUGUAAACUCAACACCCGAACCACCAUCCUAGCAGCAACCAACCCAAAGGGGAAAUACGACCCAGGUGAAUCAAUCAGUGUAAACAUCGCCCUCGCGAGUCCAUUGUUGAGUCGUUUUGACAUUGUUCUAGUGCUCCUUGAUUCUCAGAAUGAGGAAUGGGAUAGAGUGGUAUCCUCAUAUAUUUUAGACGGAAAAGCACCAGCUCCAGAAGGAGCUCCGGCUAGUGAUCUCUGGAGCAUUGAAAAGAUGCAGACCUAUCUCAGCAUCAUAAAGACAAUUGACCCUGUUCUUACCCCACAGGCCAAUCUAGUUUUAUCCCGCUACUACCAAGCUCAGCGACAGGCAGACAUGAGGAACGCAGCUAGGACUACUAUUCGUCUUCUUGAGAGUAUGGUUCGUCUUGCCCAGGCUCAUGCUAGGUUGAUGUGCCAGACUGAAGUCAGGGUCCAAGAUGCAGUGGUUGCAGUCAGUGUCAUGGAAUCAUCUAUGCAGGGAGCUGCUCUUUUAGGAGGGGUCAAUGCACUUCAUACAUCAUUUCCUGAUGAUCCAGAAGAUGAAUAUCAUAAACAAGCAUCCUUGAUCCUAACUCAUCUUGGAUUGGAACAUCUUCUGGAGGAGGAGAUGGAGAAGAUGGAGAAUCUAGCGAGGGAAAGAACUCAUUCAGAGGAGGAGGAGAAAGAAAAGGAAAGGGAAGACAUCCGAGAUGAAACUCUGAAUCCAUUUGACAAUACCCUAGAUUCAACGAACAUGGAUUCUGUAUCCAACCUCACUGGGAUUGAUGAUGAAUCAAGGAGCAUGGUUAUACCAGACACACAGGAGAGUCAUGGAGGGCAUCAUCAAUCAGAUACUAAGAGACCAGAAUCAGCGACUAGAAAAUCUUUAAUUGACACGGGUCAAAGGUCAACAGUGGACAAUGGAUGUAAAAGUAAUGAGAAUAGUACUACAAAUAAUCAAAAUGGAGGUCAGAAUGAAUUAGUGGAAAACAACAGGACGGCUCUUAAGGAAAAUGGAAAGUGUAAUCUUAUGAUGAAUGAGGAUGAUGAUAGUGACAUUGUCAUGGCAUCUGUCUCCAGCCAGAAAAGUACGGGUAUUUCAAUCUCUGAUAACAGAAGUAACCGUGGUAAUGAAGAUCAAGAAAAGACUCUAUCAAAGUCUGAUGAGAUCUCAGUUGGUGAGAUUGAUUUAUCAUUGCCUAGAGAGAAAUUGGUAGGAGAAGGUGACCAACUAAAGAAGAGAAAACGCAUCUUGUCAAACAGUAAUAGAGAAAGUUAUGUUGAGGAUGAGGGUAGACAAGAAAAAAGGAAGAAGGUUAAAGGCAGAAGAGGUGAUAGAAAUUAUAUAGAGGAUCUAAAUGGAAAGAAGAAAACAAACAAUGAUAGAAUUGACAAUUCUGCAAGAAUGAUUUAUGAAGGACAGAUAUUGAAUGAAGAUAAUUUACAAGAUGAAGGAGACUUGUUGGACAAUAGUAAUGAUUCUUCUAUGAGUAGCACUAGUGCUUCAUUGGUUGAAAGUUUCAAAAGUAGGUGCAGUGAGAAAGGAUGGGCAAGAACAAACGAAAACAGGAAAAAGGUUUCAAAUAUAAAUCCUUCCAAAGCAAUGGACAAGUCAAAAGGGAAUUUUGCCAAGGAUUUGAGUCAUAGAGAAGAACCCAGUAACAAGAAAUCAAGAAAACCUAACUCUUGGGCUGAUGAAUUGGAUCUUGAAACAUCUCAUGAUGAAAGUUUUACUGAGCGGGGAGAUGAGAAACAAAGCAAGACAAAGUCUUGUAAAACUAAUCAGAAACCCUCAGCCCUCAUACUGUCUACGUCAAACCCUAAGCAGAUGUGCAGUGAUGACCAACAACCUAGGAGAGCUGUGCCAAAAACAUUUUCUAUCUCCUCAUCUUCUUCCGAAUCCUCACCAUUAUCAUCUGGAGGACGACGCCCUGCACUGUCUACGAUCAACAAACUAAAGAGUUUUACCUUCUCACCACCACCUGCUAAACCUGACAAAGUAGUGCCCCAAACCACUGGCUCUUCAGACAAGGGUCAAAGGAAACCUGGUAAUGUCAGUGAAUCUAACAUUGCUAAACCUGUUGGGAAAUGUGAUGCCUUAAAAGCAAAUGAUCCGAGGAAAAAGAGCAGUCAUGUUACUGGAUCUAUUUUUACCACUGGGGAUGAUAUUGAGUCAUUUGAAUUUGAUUUGGAUACAUCCCUUUAGAUGAAACCUUGUUUGAAAAAAAAAACA
Molecule: messenger RNA, 3912 nt
Organism: Lytechinus pictus (painted urchin)
Lineage: Eukaryota; Metazoa; Echinodermata; Echinoidea; Temnopleuroida; Toxopneustidae
Product: DNA helicase MCM9-like
Exons: 18
Coding region: 331-3885 (1184 amino acids)
Biological process (GO): double-strand break repair via homologous recombination
Cellular component (GO): MCM complex; nucleus
Molecular function (GO): single-stranded DNA helicase activity; ATP hydrolysis activity; single-stranded DNA binding
Source: RefSeq, a predicted model, not a curated record